Messenger RNA from Macrobrachium nipponense, 2651 nucleotides. Its product is annotated as protein argonaute-3-like. Gene Ontology annotation, biological process: regulatory ncRNA-mediated post-transcriptional gene silencing. The record is from RefSeq and is a predicted model, not a curated record. Gene Ontology annotation, molecular function: RNA endonuclease activity; miRNA binding; single-stranded RNA binding. The transcript has 16 exons. NCBI's taxonomy places the organism in Eukaryota, Metazoa, Arthropoda, Malacostraca, Decapoda, Palaemonidae. Bases 16 to 2421 code for a protein of 801 amino acids.
CAUGUCCAAAGAGGUAUGAAGAGUGUGGAGAAGAGGUACUGGAGGGAAAUAUUUGAAGCAUUCAAGAACAAGAAUCAUGAGUUCUUCAAUAAAUAUAAAAUAGGCUAUGAUGGCAUGAAGUCAGCUGUAAGUGUUGGAGUCAUUCCACAGUUAAAAGAUGGCACUGUUUAUAAGGUUUCUUUAGCAACUGGUGGUAGAAAGUCACUCAACUAUCACGUCAUCUUUAAAGUUGUCAACAAAAGAAGUCUUUCAGAAUUAAAGACAUUUUUGCAGUCGUCACGGCGUGGUGUUCAAAAGGAUGCACCUGCAACUGUUUUCCAGUUAAUAGAAAUCAUGUUUCGCUACACACCCCUGGCAGAAUACAUAUCAGUGGGACAGAAUAGCUUUUUUUCUAAGGAUGCUCGUGACCCAUUUAGUGAAGUUACCAGUAUUAGUGGUGAUAAGAUAGCCCAGAGAGGAUUUUUUGCAUCACUUAGACCUGCAGCUUGGAAAAAUGCUUCAUUGCUACUAAAUGUGGAUGUGGCUCACGUUACUUUUUACAAAGAGCAGUCCUUACUUAGUUUCAUGAAAGAGAAUGAAGUGAUAAGCAGCGAUGAUUAUGGGAAUGAAAAUUUAAACAAAAUUCUGACGGAAGCACAGCGAAAGAAGUUGUUGAAAAAAUUGAAAGGGCUAAAGGUCCGUGUAAGCCAUUCACUAUUCCCACGUAAUUACAAGGUGAUUGAUGUUAUGGCAGAUGGGGCCAAUAGACAGAUGUUCAAAGAAGAUAAUGGCUCCCUUAAAUCUGUAGAAAACUAUUUCAAAGAGAAAUAUCCAUCAAAAAAAUUACAUUAUCCAAAGCUUAAUGUUAUUCGGGCAGCACCUGAUAGUAAGACGGUGUAUCUUCCCAUUGAGUUUUGUGACAUUGCCAAAGGUCAAAAGGUGAAACGACAAAGUGUAUCUGCCAAAGAGCUGUCAAAUUUCAUAUCCUUUACAGCAAAACCACCUCAGAAAAGGUUGAGUUGCAUAAAUGAAAUUCCUCGAAACAAGAAAAUCACAGAAAAUGAACUGAUGAAAGACUUAGGAUUCAGCUUCUUGGACAAGCCCAUUGAGUUAACUGGUCGAAUUCUUCCUCCUCCUAAGUUGCAGUUGAAUGCCAGCAAUGCUGUUGUGCCUUUCCAGGGACAGUGGAACAUUAAAGAUAAGGAAUUUUUUCAAAGCAAGAAUAUUGAAUUCUGGGCAGUUCUCAAUUAUUCAGAAAGAUUAUCUGACAACUUAGUGAGUGAUUUUGUGAAAUAUAUAAUGGACACUGGAAAAUUUCGUGGAAUGAAAAUCAGAUACCCAUUAGAAAUAAGAACUGUGAAAUAUUCAAAACAGAAUCCGGAGAUUGACCUUCCUUCCCUCAAAGAGAAAUAUCCUCAACUACAAUUGCUUAUGGUGAUCUUGGUAUCAAAAACACCAGAUAGCCCUUAUGCUGGUGUGAAAAAGUAUGGAGAUCGAAUGAUUCAUGUUCCUACUCAGUGUGUGCUGUCUGGAAAUGUUUCAAAACCAAAGCCUGCCACUAUUGGUAAUUUGCUUUUCAAGAUGAAUGCAAAGAUGGGAGGCAUAAAUGUAACAGUAGGAGGAGAUACUAUUAUCCUCGACAGGCCUGUUAUGAUAAUGGGAGCGGAUGUGAAUCAUGCUCCAGCCUCUGAUAAAAGUGGAACUCCCUCCAUAGCUGCAGUAGUGGGUUCACUGGAUAGAUUUGCAUCCAGAUAUGCUGUUGAAGUCUGUCCCCAGACAUCACGAAAUGAAAUGAUUGAGAAUAUGAAAGAAAUGACAAAAAGCCUUUUGAAAUCAUUUUAUUAUGCUACUCGCCAUAAGCCUCAGCGAAUUAUCAUUUAUCGAGAUGGUGUAAGUGAAUCCCAGUUUUUAGAAGUUCUUGCUUAUGAACUAAGAGCAAUGCGUGAAGCUUGUACCGCCUUGGAGGAGGGUUAUGAACCUGGCAUAACUUUCAUUGUAGUGCAGAAAAGGCAUCACACCAGGUUCUUUCCAGUUAAUGAAAGAGACGGUGUUGGCAGGUGCAAAAAUGUCCCUCCAGGAACAGUGGUGGACACCGAAGUCACGCACCCUACUGAUAUUGAUUUUUUCCUCUGCUCACAUGAGGGUAUACAGGGUACUAGCAAGCCAACACAUUACCGUGUACUUUGGGAUGAUAAUGGCCUGUCCCUCAAUCAGUUGGAAGCUUUCUCUUAUGCCAUGUGUCACCUCUAUGCUCGUUGUGCCAGAUCAGUGUCACUACCCACUCCUGCCUAUUAUGCUCAUUGGGCAGCGUAUAGGGGUAAAAUACAUCUUCAUGAUCUAUGCCAAGAAGGAAAUGAGAAGAAGCCAUCAGAAAAAGAGCUUUUGGAGGCAGUGAAAAUGGAUAUGAACAAUGAGAUAAAUAAAACCAUGUACUUCUUGUGAAACAUUGGUCCCUUGAGUUUUUGAGUGAUAGACGGUUGUUCGAGUGGCGGCCUCAAUUCAUGUCUGAAGUAUGGACUCGAGGAGUUUUGUCAGUCACACAUUAAAGAGUUGCUUUGUUGUACGUAUUGUUGAGUGCUGGAAGUUGUAUUUAACCUUUGUCCUUGUAAGAUAAGUUUGAUUUUUUAUUAGAGUGAAUAUAUAAUUUUUAAAAUAAAUCAGAUUGUUGGUUA